AUCACCACAGCAAAUCUCUGGCAACCUGCAGUCCGUGAAAACUGAUCCAUACUUAGUUGCUUCGAGAACAAGCUUCCAGCCAUGAGGUUCCCCGCUCUUACGUUUGCGUGGGCAACGGCGGUGCUGCUCGUUGCGGCCGCCUUCUCGGCGGUGGCGGACGCGUCGCCUCCGCCGUCCAAGUUUUUGAAGGUCGGGUUCUACGAGCACACGUGCCCGCAGGCCGAGUACAUCGUGCGCGACGCCGUCCGCCGCGCCGUCGCCCGCAACCCGGGCCUCGCCGCCGGCAUCAUCCGCAUGCAUUUCCAUGACUGCUUCGUCAGGGGCUGCGAUGGCUCGCUGCUCAUCAACUCGACGCCGGGGAACACCGCGGAGAAGGACUCGGUGGCGAACAACCCGAGCAUGCGUGGCUUCGAGGUCAUCGACGAGGCCAAGACGGCCCUGGAGGCGAGCUGCCCGCGCACCGUCUCCUGCGCCGACGUCCUCGCCUUCGCGGCGCGCGACGGUGCCUACCUCGCCGGCGGCAUCAACUACCGCGUCCCGUCUGGUCGCCGUGACGGCCGUGUGUCUAUCGCCGACGAGGUGCUCAACAACAACGUGCCAUUCCCGACCGACGAGGUCGCGGAGCUAGUGGCCAGCUUCAAGCGCAAGGGACUCUCCGCGGACGACAUGGUCACGCUCUCCGGUGCACACACCAUCGGUCGCUCCCACUGCUCCUCCUUCACGCAGCGCAUCCACAACUUCUCCGGCGAGGUCGGCCGGACCGACCCGUCCAUCGAGAAGUCUUACGCAGCCGAGCUGAAGCGUCAGUGCCCUCCGUCGACGGACGACAUGAGCGACCCCACGACGGUCCCGCUGGACCCUGUCACGCCGGGGGAGUUCGACAACCAGUACUUCAAGAACGUACUCGCGCGCAAGGUGCCGCUCACCUCCGACCAGACGCUGCUCACCAGCCCCCGGACCGCCGGCAUCGUCGCGUUCCACGCCGUCGUGGAGAAGGCAUGGCAGGCCAAGUUCGCUGCCGCCAUGGUAAAGAUGGGCAAGGUGGAGGUUCUCACCGGUGAAGAGGGGGAGAUCAGGGAGAAGUGCUUUGUCGUCAACCACCACUAGUGAACCAUUCCUAAGUCAUUCGACGCAUAGCUAAUUUAAUAUACUUGUGUUCCGUCGAUCGCAGAUCAUACUGUUAGUUGUUCGUGUAUGUAAUUUGAUUUUCCAAAGUGAUUUUUUGCUAGAUGCCUGUGUAUGUCAAAAAGUAUAGUAGUAGUAUACUACAUCAGAAAUAAUAAGUAUUGUCUAUGGGUGAGAA
Hordeum vulgare subsp. vulgare (domesticated barley) is the source of this 1303-nucleotide messenger RNA. RefSeq names its product peroxidase 5-like. The transcript is spliced from 2 exons. The record is from RefSeq and is a predicted model, not a curated record. Gene Ontology annotation, molecular function: heme binding; peroxidase activity. Bases 82 to 1107 code for a protein of 341 amino acids. Gene Ontology annotation, cellular component: plasmodesma; plant-type cell wall. Gene Ontology annotation, biological process: response to oxidative stress; hydrogen peroxide catabolic process. Lineage: Eukaryota; Viridiplantae; Streptophyta; Magnoliopsida; Poales; Poaceae.